AUGUGGCACAACGUGGGGCUGACUCUGUUGGUGUUCGUGGCCACGCUGCUCACAGUCCUGCUGCUGAUGGUGUGCGGUUGGUAUUUUGUAUGGCACCUUUUUUUAUCUAAGUUCAAGUUUCUGCGGGAACUGGUGGGAGACACAGGAUCCCAGGAGGGAGAUCAUGAGCCUUCAGGCACAGAAGGAGAAGACACUACUGCAGCCUCGCAACACAGGGUCCGAUCCGCUCGCCAAAGGAGGGCACCUGCAGACCAAGGGCACUGA
Molecule: messenger RNA, 264 nt
Organism: Chrysochloris asiatica (Cape golden mole)
Lineage: Eukaryota; Metazoa; Chordata; Mammalia; Afrosoricida; Chrysochloridae
Gene: SMIM13
Product: small integral membrane protein 13
Exons: 2
Coding region: 1-264 (87 amino acids)
Source: RefSeq, a predicted model, not a curated record